Panicum virgatum (switchgrass) is the source of this 1185-nucleotide messenger RNA. Its product is annotated as protein transport protein SEC61 subunit alpha-like. Lineage: Eukaryota; Viridiplantae; Streptophyta; Magnoliopsida; Poales; Poaceae. Gene Ontology annotation, molecular function: transmembrane protein transporter activity; signal sequence receptor activity; ribosome binding. Bases 1 to 1185 code for a protein of 394 amino acids. The transcript is spliced from 2 exons. Gene Ontology annotation, cellular component: Sec61 translocon complex; membrane. The record is from RefSeq and is a predicted model, not a curated record. Gene Ontology annotation, biological process: SRP-dependent cotranslational protein targeting to membrane, translocation; post-translational protein targeting to membrane, translocation.
AUGGCCGGCGGUUCGCUCGCGCUGGACCUAGUCCGGCCGCUGGCGUCGCUGAUGCCGGCGGUGCGGCGCGCCGACCGGGCGGUGCCGUUCCACCGCCGCGCGCUCUACACGGGCAUCUCCGUGUCCGUCUUCCUGGUGUGCAGCCACCUGCCGCUCUACGGCGUCCGCUACGCGGCCUCGGCGGGGGCCGACCCCCUCUACUGGGUGCGCUCCAUCCUCGCCUCCAACCGCGGCACGCUCCUGGAGCUCGGCGUCGGGCCCGUCGUCACGGGCGGGACGGUGAUUCAGCUCGCCACCGCCUCCAGGCUGCUCCGCGUCGACCACAAUGUCCGCGCGGACCGCGAGCUCGUGGCCGCCGCGCGCAAGGUGCUCGCCAUGGUCAUCGCUGCGUUCAGCCCCGUGACCGUGAACACCGGGCGGGUCCCGGAGUUCGAGGGCAUCGUCCUCGCCGUGGUCUACCAGGCCGUCGCCCGGGCCGGCAGCGCCCGCGCGCUCGUCGCCACCCUGCUUCGCCGGCACCUCCCUAACGCCAUGAGCCUGCUGGCCACCUGCGUCGUCAUGCUCGCCGCGGUCUUCCUCGAGGGCGUCCAGAUGCUGCUGCCGCUGCAUUCCAGGGACGGGCGUGGGCUGCGGGCCACCUUCCCGAUCAAGCUUCUCUACACGUCCACCAUGCCCAUCGUGCUGCACUCUGCCGCGGUCACCGCCCUUUACCACGUGUCGCAGCUGCUCCACUACAGCCGAUUCGGCGGCGGCGUGCUCGUCCGCCUGCUCGGCGUCUGGAAGGAGGGCAGCCACGCCGCCGUCCCGGUCGGCGGCCUCGCCUACUACGUCACCCCGCCGUCGAGCGUCGCCGCCGACCCGCUACACGCGCUCGUCUACACCGUGCUGCUGCUGGCCUCGUGCGCGCUCCUCUCCCAGGCCUGGGUGAUCGCCUCGGAGUCGUCGGCGGAGGACGUCGCCAGGCAGCUCGCGGACCAGCGCCUGGCCAUGCCCGGAAGGCGCGACGGUGCGACCCACUCCCAGCUCAGCCGCUCCAUCCCCACGGCCGCCGCUCUCGGAGGCCUCUGCGUCGGAGCUCUCACCAUCUUCGCCGACAUGACCGGGGUCAUCGGCACCGGCACCGGAAUCAUGCUCGCCGCCACCGCCGUCUACAACCUCGUCAACUCCGUCGAGAAGGAGGAAUAA